Didymodactylos carnosus is the source of this 2604-nucleotide messenger RNA. The record is from the annotation of a GenBank genome assembly. NCBI's taxonomy places the organism in Eukaryota, Metazoa, Rotifera, Eurotatoria, Philodinida, Philodinidae.
AUGCUGUAUUCCGAUGUCAUCUCUUCAAUGUCUUGGUUUUUUCUUAAAUUAUUCGCAUAUAUAUUUUUGAUAUUUUUAUACUGUGAAUAUUUAAUCUAUUAUUUUGUUUUACUACGAUGUUCGUGGCCACAAUUAUCAAAACUAGAGCAAGAUUUUACAAUACCACCUCUUUUACCCCAUGCACAACAUAAACCAUUAAGAAUAUUGCUCAUUGCUGAUACACAUCUGUUAGGUAAUCGUGAAGGACAUUGGUUUGAUAAAUUACGCCGUGAAUGGCAAAUGUAUCGUUCAUACCAAUCGUCCUUAUUUAUUUUUGAACCGAAUCUUGUCUUUUUCCUUGGUGAUCUAACAGAUGAAGGCAAAUGGUGCACUGAUCAAGAAUGGGACAUUUAUGUACAGCGUUUUAAAACUCUAUUUUCUACUUCAUCCGAUGCAACCAAAAUUCAUGUAUUAGCGGGAAAUCAUGAUAUUGGGUUUCAUUAUUCGGUUACCGAUAAUAAAUUACAUCGUUUUGAAAAAAGUUUUCCAGAAUCUCAGCCAUAUGUGACAAUGGUGACAUAUGAUCAUUUGCAUUUCAUUCUUGUAAAUUCAAUGGCAUUUGAAGGUGAUCAAUGUAGGAUGUGUGCUCGAGCAGAAAAAGAAUUGGAAGAAAUUGAAAAAGUAUUAGAUUGUCUUAAAUAUAAACAAUGUUCAGAACAAUAUAAACAUUUAGAUGACAUUCGAUAUACGAAACCAGUAUUACUCUCUCAUUUUCCUUUGUAUCGUUUAACCAACGAAAAUUGUACCGAUCUAUUAACCGAUAAUCAAAAAUUAAAAUCAAAUUAUGAUGUUUUAUCACAAGAUGCUACCGAACGUCUUUUAUCAAAAUUGAAACCACGUUUAGCAUUUACUGCACAUACCCACUUUUACUGUUAUCAAGAACACAUUCAAACUCAAACAAAAGAAUUCACCGUACCCUCUUAUUCCUGGCGAAAUCGAAAUGAUCCAUCAUUUAUGAUGCUGUCGAUUACAGCAAAUAAUUAUGCUAUUCAACAAUGUUUUUUACCAACAGAGAUGACCGUAUUUUAUUCUUACGGAAUUGGAAUUUUAUUUUCAUCAUUUAUGUCGUCUAUUCUGAUAUCACCAUUUGAAAAUGUUUCUCAUACAAAUACAUCUUCGAGUUGUUAUGAAGAAGAAAAUGUUGAGGAUUUAUCAUCAUCUGAUUUAUUAUCAAAAAUACAUCAAGCAUGUAUCACACUACAAACGUUACCUAUUAAAGACAAUCGUAUUCAAUUACGUCAAAAAUUAGUUGAAUGGAAUCGAAAACAAAUUGAGUGGGCGAACAAAAUAGUUGAAGAAAAGACAAAAGAAUGUGAUAAAUUAUUUAAAGAAUUUGAUUUGAAACGUCAACAAUGUUUAAAUUUAGUUUUAGUAAAAUUAAAAGAUGAAGAUUUACAAUUUUAUGAAUUAGAAGCAUGUUUAAUUAAACUCAAUGAUACACUAGAAGAAUUAAAAACAUCCAAGUUAGAGUUAGAAUUGAAUGAAAAUAAUUCACCACAGUUUGUAUUUCAAAGAGAAGAUGUGAAUAUAUCACGACCACCGACGAUAUCAUCAUCUGUUAUUAAACGAUCGGAUGUCAAAACUUGUUUGAAUAUUAAUAAUAUUGAGUCAAUGUUGAAUGUUUUUGCAUCAAGUCGAUUUGAAAUGUUCAAUGCGAGUUGUUGUGCAUUAGAUGUAUCUUCAGAAUAUAUUCUCGUUGGUGAUGGACACUUGUUAAAAUUGUUCAAUGUUUAUCAUCAACAAAUUGCUCAAUGUGAAUGGGCGAAAGAAGAAUAUGGUCAAAUACAAGAUAUUGCCUAUUCAAAAUAUUUAAAUGAAUUUUUAAUAUUAUCAAGGCGAGCAAUAUUCAAAUUGAAAAUAAAUAAUAAUUCAAAGAUUACAAAUGAAACGAGCGAUUAUAAUAGCAGUUUAUCUUCUUCAACAAAAUCUUGUUCAUUUUUACAAUUAUCUUUAACUCGUCUAUCUGAAGUAAAACGAUUGGAUUCUAAACAUCGUUUAUUAUGUAUGGCAAUAUCUUCAAGUGAUAGUUUAUUUAUUAAUUAUGAAUAUGGUCUUUAUAUUGAUCAUUGGUCUAUAAAAUCAUCACCAUUAAAAUUACUUAAACGUUGGAAAAAAUUUGAUUUAACAACCGAUUUAAAUAAUCAAAUACAUCAUCUUCAUUUAUUUGAGAAACAAAAUCCACAACGAAUGGCAAUUAAUUUACAUUUACAUAAUGAUGAUAAAUAUAUCAUCGAUAUUAUUAAUAUUCAAACAAUGAGACGUUUACAACGAAUUGUCGAUUCACAGUCAGAUAUAUCACUAUUCUUUGUUGGCUGUUUUCAUUUUUCUCAUGAUGAUAGUGAAAAUUUAUUAGCAAUUGAUUAUCGUAAUAAACCGUCUAGUAUGUAUUUUGUUACUUUUCAUGAUACUAGUGACAGUAAUGAAAUAGAAUUAAUACAAAAAGUGAAUGUUGAACAAAGUUUAAAUGUGGGUGAAAUACGUGUAAUGCGUAUAUUCAAUAAAAAUUCUCUUGUUAUUGGUAAAAAUGUUAAUGGAAGUAUUCUAUUAGAUUUAUAUAAAAAUUAG